AGAAGGAAGGGGGCGGGGCGGCGGCGGAGGAGGAGGGCUGCGCUGGAGCGAAGUCCGAAGCAGAAGCGGUUGUGAGGGAGGAGGAGGCCGCCGCCACGUCCCCUUUUGAUCCGGGGGGCGCCUGCCAUGAAUGUGGACGUCGAGUUCCACAUCCGCCACAAUUACCCCUGGGCCCGCCUCCCCGCCAGCGUCAAGCAGGGUCUUGGAAACUCACAGCGAGAAUAUGAGAAGCAAGUUGUGUUGUAUAGUAUCCGCAAUCAGCUACGGUACCGGAAUAACUUAGUGAAGCAUGUCAAGAAAGAUGAGCGCAGAUACUAUGAAGAGCUGCUAAAGUACAGUAGAGAUCAUCUCAUGUUAUACCCAUACCACUUAUCUGACAUCAUGGUAAAAGGUUUAAGGAUAACACCUUUUUCAUAUUAUACAGGAAUAAUGGAGGAUAUAAUGAAUAGUGAAAAGAGCUAUGAUUCAUUGCCCAAUUUUACUGCUGCAGAUUGCCUAAGACUUCUUGGCAUAGGAAGAAACCAAUACAUCGAUUUAAUGAACCAGUGUAGAUCAUCCAAAAAAUUUUUCAGAAGGAAAACUGCCCGUGAUCUGCUCCCCCUGAAGCCAGUAGAGAUUGCUGUAGAGGCUUGGUGGGUGGUACAAGCUGGUUACAUUACAGAGGAUGACAUAAAGAUUUGCACUACCUCUGAAAAAACUGCUAUUGAUAAGAUCAUUGAUUCAGGUCCUCAGCUUGCUGGAUCUCUGGACUACAAUGUAGUUCACAGCUUGUAUAAUAAGGGGUUUAUUUACCUUGAUGUACCAAUAUCAGAUGACAGCUGCAUAGCAGUGCCUCCACUUGAAGGUUUUGUUAUGAACAGAGUUCAGGGUGAUUAUUUUGAAACUCUGCUAUACAAGAUAUUUGUUUCAAUUGAUGAACACACAAAUGUAGCAGAGCUUGCAAAUGUCCUCGAGAUAGAUCUGUCAUUAGUGAAGAAUGCCGUUUCCAUGUACUGUCGGUUAGGUUUUGCUCAUAAAAAGGGCCAAGUUAUCAAUCUGGAAAAUCUUCAUCCAUCAUGGCGGAAUGUUCCAUCUAUAAAUAGGCUGAAAACUACUUUGGACACGCAGAAGAUGCUGUUAUCCUGGGACAGUGGGGAAAGUAGGAGUCCUGUGCAGGAGGCUGGAUCGUCAGCUACAGAUACAGACACAAACAGUCAGGAUGACCAAGGUGAUACUGCCAGCGUGAGCAGCUUGAGUUUGUCAAGCGGACACACAAAGCGCAUAGCGUUCUUGUUUGAUUCAACCCUUACUGCAUUUUUAAUGAUGGGGAACCUCUCACCAAAUUUAAAAAGUCAUGCCGUCACCAUGUUUGAAGUUGGAAAACUAUCAGAUGAGUCGCUGGACAGUUUCCUUGUGGAGCUUGAAAAGGUCCAGAGCACAGGGGAGGGCGAAGCACAACGAUACUUUGAUCAUGCUCUGACACUGCGAAACACAAUACUUUUCCUGAGACACAACAAGGACCUGGUGGCUCAAGUUACUCAGCCUGAGCAGCCCAAUAAUGGUUUCCCUCUGGAUUUACUGCGCUGUGAGAGUUUGCUUGGCUUGGACCCUGCUACCUGCAGCCGGGUUUUGAACAAAAACUACACUCUCCUGGUCUCCAUGGCACCACUUACCAAUGAAAUCCGACCCAUCAGCAGUUGUACUCCCCAGCAUAUUGGGCCAGCCAUUCCAGAAGUUAGCUCAGUGUGGUUCAAGCUGUAUAUUUAUCAUAUUACUGGUCAAGGGCCUCCAUCCCUGUUGCUAUCUAAAGGAACAAGACUUCGAAAACUUCCAGAGAUCUUUCAGGGUUAUGACCGUUUAUUAAUAACAUCUUGGGGCCACGAUCCAGGAGUCGUCCCAACUUCAAAUGUACUUACCAUGCUGAACGAUGCAUUGACCCAUUCUGCUGUUCUGAUCCAGGGGCACGGUGUGCAUGGUAUGGGGGAGACUGUCCACAUGCCAUUUCCAUUUGAUGAAACAGAACAGCAAGGAGAUUUUUCUCGUCUCAACAUGGGUGUUCAUAAAGCACUGAAGGUACUAAGGGAAAAGAUGGAUUUGCAGCACUUCUGCGGCUAUGUCACCAUGUUGAAUCCUUUCAGUCACCAAAUAAACAGAAAGCCGAGUGAUGCUUCUGAUGGAAAAGGUGAGCCAGAGCUGGCCCUGGGCUCAGAUGUAAAUGGAAGCACAGAAUCAUUCGAAAUGGUCAUUGAAGAGCCAUCCAUUGACAAUGUGGCUAAACCAAGUCCAGAAGUUCCCACAACAGAACUGGAAUGGGUUCCCCUGGAAUUAUGCUUCGGAAUUCCACUUUUCAGCUCUGACCUAAACCGGAAGGUUUGCCGAAAAAUUGCAAGCCAUGGGCUGUGUAGCAGAGAGAGCCUACAAAAACUGUUACAUUCCAGUAGAAAACUUUCUCUACAGGUCCUUAGCUUUGUUCAUUCAUUCCAGGAAAGCAUUUCAACCAUGGAGUUACUUUCGGAGGUCAGUUUCUCUUCUACUGCAAGCAUACUUUCACAUCCGGCUUCUGCCGACGCAGGCGUUCCACUUCCUGCCAGGAAUCUAAUGUUCAAGGACGGUGUAUUAUCUGAAUGGAACGGACGUUCUCCUUCCUCUGUCCUUAUCGCGUCCAUGCCUCCGGAACACCUGAAAUAGCUUUGAAGGCUCACCGUGUCUUGUUCACAUCUUGCCUUUUUCCUCCUGGUCACUGACUGCACUCAAGUUCCCAGUGCCAAUCUUCUCAGAAGUGUAAUGCUACCACAGCAUGACCUCUGCAAUGAUAGUGUUAUUAAAGUGUGUAGUGUUGCACUAAAGUUGGGGGAGACACGUCCUACCUGUUGAUUUACUGCAUGUCCUCCCGCAACAUGAGGCUUCUUAGUUGUCAGCCUGUCUCUCUUUUUAAUCUCAAGACAAUCGGUCCUUUCUUUUGUAAUUGGAACACCCUUCGUAGGCAUUGUGAUGAUUGAAUUUCUAGGCUGCCGCAACAGAUAAAGGUAAUUUUAUACAUCUCUGAUGCAGACCUUAAACUUGCUUUCUUUUUGGUAAUGUAGCAUUUAAACAGUUUUUGACAUUAAAAAGGCACAAAAUGGUA
Molecule: messenger RNA, 3103 nt
Organism: Anolis sagrei ordinatus
Lineage: Eukaryota; Metazoa; Chordata; Lepidosauria; Squamata; Anolidae
Gene: FAM91A1
Product: family with sequence similarity 91 member A1
Biological process (GO): intracellular protein transport
Cellular component (GO): trans-Golgi network; cytoplasmic vesicle
Source: RefSeq, a predicted model, not a curated record